GCCGCCGUCGGCCGGUGACUCUAGCCGAGGCAGCUCGGGAAGAAGAUGGCCACGGCGGAGCGGACCCCGGUCAGGGAAGGGCUCCGAAUAUUUAUCCUGUGUAUGUUCUGGUACGUGGUGAGCUCGGGGGGCAACAUCGUGAACAAAAUCAUCCUGAACGGAUUCCCGUACCCGGUGACGGUGUCUCUGUUCCACAUCUUGUCCAUCGUGGUGUUCCUGCCGCCGCUGCUGCGGGCGUGGGGAGUCCCUAAAGCGGAGCUGCCCAGCAGCUUCUACCGCUGGUACAUCCUGCCCCUAGCCUUCGGGAAAUACUUCGCCUCCGUGUCGGCUCACUUCAGCAUAUGGAAAGUGCCCGUGUCGUACGCCCACACAGUAAAAGCCACAAUGCCAAUAUGGGUUGUGUUGUUAUCAAGAGUGAUCAUGAAAGAGAAGCAAACUACAAAGGUGUACGUAUCUCUCAUCCCCAUCAUUGGUGGAGUGCUGCUGGCCACUGUGACUGAGCUUUCCUUUGAUGUUUCAGGAUUAAUCAGCGCUCUGGCUGCAACACUCUGCUUCUCCCUGCAGAACAUUUUCUCCAAAAAGGUAUUGCGUGACACAAGGAUCCAUCACUUGAGGCUGCUCAACAUUCUGGGCUUUAAUGCUGUGAUCUUCAUGCUGCCCACCUGGGUUCUGGUGGACCUCUCUGUGUUUCUAGUGAAUGGAGACCUGUCAGAGGUCUCUGAAUGGUCAGGUACCUUUGUCCUCCUGCUCAUCAGCGGCUUCUGCAAUUUCGCCCAGAAUGUAAUCGCCUUCAGUGUUCUUAACCUCGUCAGUCCGCUCAGUUAUGCCGUGGCCAACGCCACCAAGAGGAUCAUGGUCAUCAGCAUAUCUUUGUUUAUGCUGCGCAACCCAGUCACCCUCACCAACAUCAUGGGUAUGAUGACGGCCAUUGUUGGAGUCUUCCUUUACAACAAGGCCAAAUAUGAUGCUAACAAGCAGAAGAAGCUGCUGCCAAGUUCCAAGCAGGACUUGAUGUCCUUUGACAACCCAGCACUGGAGAAAAUCCAGGCCAACGGGUCAGUGCCUUUCUCCCACGGCUCAGAGCAGGAACACAGCUGGAACCCCGUGCUUACAGACCACUUCCAGUACAGCCGGCAGGCCUACACGACAAACUACAACAGCAGCAACCAUCAGUACGUGGUGUAACGGAGGUGGUCAUCCUCACUUUGGGUAGCUGUCACACAAGUCACUGUGUGCAAGUGCCCUCCCAGCAUCGGGUCCUCACACCCACCUCAAAGUUGAGACUGAAGGCAAGUGCUGUUUGUCCUGGAGAGUGAAAGUGAGAAGAGUCAGUUCUGAUGGGCUAAGGGGCGUGAGCCUGUCUACACUUCAUAUUCUUACAGCCUUUCUGUACAUCUUUAUUUAUUAUUUUGGCACAAACUGUAUAUGAUGGCUUGAUAGGAGGGGAAAAAGCAUAUCAGCCAUUUUCAGACAUGUCGGUGACAGAUCAAGCCAUGGUAUGCUGAUGUAGAAAUGUGCAACAGCUGGUAGGUAUGUACUUAUAUUUUUAAACAACCAGCCAUAAUUUAUCUUUGUUAAUUUUCAGUCAUCACUCACCCCGUCAAAUUUGCUGUGAAUAAGUUUCAAGGUUUAAAGCAGAUGGGCCUUCAACAGCAGAAUUUGUAAAACGGAUUUAGGACGAGAUUUGAUUUCAAGCAUCAGUUACUUAAUUAACAAACAAGCUUAGAUCUUGAUAUGAUCAAGGCUUGGCAUACAUCUUUUUUUGGGAGGGGGGUCCUGCUGCUGCUGCUGCUGUUGCUGCUGCUGCUGAUUUAAGGGUAUUGCAGUUUGGGACGUAGUCUCAACCAAACCUGUCCUGAACAUGAGCUGUUUGAACAAUUAUGGUGAGAGAUAUUAACUGCCAGAUGCAAGGUGUUUUGAGAUGAAAACAAGAUCUAAUGUUCUGAAAAUAAAGUUCUAGAUUAGAAAAAGUAGGGUGAUUCUUUUUUUUUUUUUUUUUUUUUCCAUCAUUAUUGUAAUCAACCAAAUUUCUGACUUUCUGCCUCAGAUCUUUGUCGGCGGGGGUAGAGUGCUUAAACUGCUCCUUUUUCGGCUUAGAAGUUCAACACGUUGCUUAAUCUACAAAAUAGGUUUUGCCUGACUUCUAUCUCGUCCCUUAAUACGCUGGAUUUCUCUUAUGUGGAUUUUCCUGGAUCGUCACACGUCUGUGCUGACAUCAUGUGAUGGGAAAUUACAAGCAUGGUGCUCUCAGUAUAAGUUAAUUUGCAGUUUAUAGAUCACAGAUGUGUAGGUUACAGAUUCUUAGAAUAUCCUUUAUCAGAGUUUUUAGUGUCCAUCAUUGUUCAUAUAUUUGGCAUUAUCACAACACCAGGAAUGUGAUCUUAAGUUCAAGCAAAAAAAUCUAAAAGUAUAGUUAGAAAUUAGAGCUCUUGGGAUUUUAUUUUAUGAUAUUCUAGUGUAUUGUAUUUAUUUUGGCAUGUAUGGUCUGAGGGUGACAAUAUGGUAAAUGUUUAUAAUCUUCACACAUUCACAGGACAUAUCUGACACUGACUUGUCGCAGCCUUGGUCUUAGUUACCAAUUGGCGUCUGAUCCAGUUCAGCUGUACUUAAAUGCUGAUUUGCAAAUGUUUGAAAGCUAAUUUCAACAUGUUAGUGCUGCCACUGCGUGUUUGUCACCGUGUGGACACUAAUAGUUAUAAACGCGGCCUGACAGUCUGGCACAGUUGUAGUGUUGACACAAGACGCCGUAACCCAGGUGUUGUGCUCGCGGUGUAAUGUCGAUCACAGAAAAACGUGGCCAGUAAGGGAAAAUGUCCAAAUUGAAACCCAUUUGCAACACUGGAGCAAACCAGGCCAGUAUUUUAUGUAUUUAUUUAUUUUUUGGGCACGAUCAAAAUUUUUAAUUGGCUAGUUUACAGUUCCUGAUGAAAAUGUUUAUUCAAUUUUUUUAAUUACACAUUUAUUUUAAACACAAAGUGUUUUAUAACAUUAAAAAAAAAGAGUGAGACCUGUUCUGGAUUUUGGAAAGGUCAGUGACCUCUUAUUUAUCUGUCUUUGGUUCCCUGUGAAACAGAGAUGCUAUUUCUUGGUCUCAAGAAGCAUAAAUGUAAAAAGUUGGCUUUUUUAAUUUACCCCCCUCCCUUUUUCUUUCUCAAGCUCUACCUGUUAUGUUCACUGUAACAGCUGCAAACAGCAGGGUAGCAGGGUUUUCCGCUUUAUUUUUAUUUCUCCGUCUUAAUAAAUGGAACAGCCAUUUAUUUGUUUUCACUUUAAGGCUUAAAAGAGUUAUAAAAAUAACAAAAAUAAAAAUCUUGUUGGUACUUCUCCAAUGUCACAUAUAUUUUCUUUUAGCCUUAACUAAGGUUGUUCUGGACUUUGAAUAGUGACUGUAUCAAGUUUGCACAUCUUGAAAUCACAAAAUGUGUUAUGCACAUUGACCAUUCGUCAAGUGACUUAAUUAUCUACUGUGUAGUUAAAAACAUUGUGGAUUUUUGGGGUGUCAACCAGAGUUGAAAACCGAGGCCCAUGUGAGAUCAGAAGCUUGGUUUGCGCAAUUAAAGGCUCAACUGUAAUUUCCUUCAUUAUUAAUAAUUGCAUUUGUUCGAUGGAUAUAGUGAUUUAUCCUGUCAUUUAAAAUUUUGUAUGAAACAUUUUUCUGCCUGAGGCACAGAGAAUGUUAGGAAGAUUUAUUUUCAUGUAUGUUCUUGUUCUGAUCCACACUCUUCAUUUGCAUUUUGGAGGCUUCAGCAUCAAGUGCAAGUCAAAGUGAGAGCUUGUUUUUUCAGCUGUAGCCCCUUGUAGCUGUAGUUAAAGGAAGGGUGAUGUAAAAAUGUUAGAGUAUGCCUUUUGUGGUACUGUUUUUAAACAUUUUAAACACUGUCACAGGGAUAAAAAAAAAAAAAACCCAUCUGGGAAGAGAUUAGUGCUUUAUAGUUUAUUCCUGUAUGAAAUUUCAAUCUUCGAUUUGUGCAUCCCUUAAAAUGUCCAGUUUUCAUAAAAGUAAAAUGUAAACCACCUUAUGAAAACUUUAGAGAAUAAAAUGACUGCGUACUUGUGACGGUGGUUUCAUUUGGCAGAGAAUGAGCCGUUUGGUUUUACAUCCAGACACAUUCCCACAUGUGUGAGAGUAAAGGUCUGAUCAGCUCGUACAAGCAGCUACAGCUGCGAUCACUAACAGAUACGUUGUCCUCCCAACAUACCUGUGGCAUCUGGCGGCUUUGGAGCCUCGGUAUUUCUGAGGAGAUUUUGGAGACCAAAAUAAUUCUCAAAGAAGAGGGAAAGCCAUUUACAGUAUCAGGUGGCAAGAACCAUCAUUUCCAUUAUAAAAUCUUCUUGUGUACCACAGUUAUAUGAGGCAUGGAUGGCUAAUGAAACUGUUUCACGAUCGCUUCAUGUGUGAACACUAACCUCCUGCAGUCUUUCUCUUGAGACAUUUGUUUUGUAAAUAUUUUCAAAAACACCAAAUACUUUUAAGAUGCAGGUGAUUUAAAUUUGCAAAUAUAUGACACUCCCUAUUUAUCGACAACUGAUGCAAUAAAUUAAGUAAAAUGUGAGCUUGUGCAGCCUCAGGUGAUUAGAUUAACUUGUGACUUUAGGAAAAUCUGUCAAGAUGCAAAGCAUGAGCUAAGUAAUUAAUAAAAAUUAAAGAUAUGAGUAAUAUGAUGUUUUUACAUGAUUUUACUCAGCAUUUGACAGAGAGGAGAAACAGCCACCGCUAAGCUUUGGAUGAUUUAUCUCUGUGCAGAUAUUUUUAGAUGCUCUUGUACUUCUCUUCAUGUCCUUUCUCAUGUUGCCAAAAGCGCAGCGUAACCCUACUCAUGCUGGUGCACCACAGGACAGAGGCCUUGUUUGCAGGUGGGCAAAAUGUAGAAUUCAUAACACAUGGGACUAAUGCAUUGUUUGAGUUCAUAUGUCUGUGUUUUUUGUUUUUUUUUCUUCUCUGUACAGUGAGCUCACUGGGCUAAAAAACAGACUUUAGCCUCUGUUGUAAAGCUUUUUACUGGGCUGUAAAUGAUAAUGAGAUGUAGAGCGGGAAGAAUUCUUUGUAAAACAUGUAUAGUUAUUUUUGUGUCUUGAACGGAGCGCAACACAAUUUUUAAAUAAACUAUGUUUAUAGACUUUUAUUUAUGGUGUUGAAGGUACAAAAAUGUACAAAGGUGCAGCUACGCACAGUCUCGUCUGCUUAUGUUUAGUAAAUACUAUUUUUAAAUGUUGGGGAAAAUAAAUGCAUCAUGAAUCCUGAA
Messenger RNA from Cololabis saira (Pacific saury), 5243 nucleotides. RefSeq names its product solute carrier family 35 member E1 (gene slc35e1). NCBI's taxonomy places the organism in Eukaryota, Metazoa, Chordata, Actinopteri, Beloniformes, Belonidae. The transcript has 6 exons. The record is from RefSeq and is a predicted model, not a curated record. Gene Ontology annotation, molecular function: antiporter activity. The coding region runs from base 46 to 1185 and encodes 379 amino acids. Gene Ontology annotation, cellular component: Golgi apparatus.